Messenger RNA from Megalobrama amblycephala (Wuchang bream), 3573 nucleotides. It is a transcript of the gene gata1a, whose product is annotated as GATA binding protein 1a. The coding region runs from base 1824 to 3080 and encodes 418 amino acids. Gene Ontology annotation, biological process: cell fate commitment; negative regulation of transcription by RNA polymerase II; positive regulation of transcription by RNA polymerase II. The transcript is spliced from 6 exons. Gene Ontology annotation, cellular component: nucleus. NCBI's taxonomy places the organism in Eukaryota, Metazoa, Chordata, Actinopteri, Cypriniformes, Xenocyprididae. The record is from RefSeq and is a predicted model, not a curated record. Gene Ontology annotation, molecular function: zinc ion binding; DNA-binding transcription factor activity, RNA polymerase II-specific; RNA polymerase II cis-regulatory region sequence-specific DNA binding.
UAAAAACCAUUACGCUUAUGGAAUGUCCUCACUUUGAUAGCAAAACAAACCUGUGUGUGUGUGUGUGUGUGUGUGUUUGAAAAAUAGAAGUUUGUCUGACUACCAUUGUAGAGUGUCACUGUUCCUGUGAGUUUGUUCAUGUAGUGUCAUGGCUAGUCUUACGAUUCCCCAGCCUCCCACUCCAAUCUUGAUAACCUCUUAUCACAGUUCAGCAGCCAGCACACACACACAGCCACCAGCCACAUCCCUCAACACUGCCCCUCUCUCUCUUUCUCUCUCUGCUCUUCAGAGUUGUUUCUCUUUCUGUGAGGAGAUCAGCUUAAUAUAGGAGUAUUUUAGAUUCUACAAAUGAAAAAACUUUAGGAACGUUCAGGACAGAAAUUAAGCCAUGUUUUGUGUUUAGUGAAAAAGUUCACUCAUAUAAUUCAUCAUAUCUUUUUAUAGAAUGCUCAACGACUCUUUUCCAUUGAAUGAAAGUAAAUGGGGACCAUGGAUGUCAUUGUCAAGAAAGCAAAAUAAGCUAAACUUGAUGAAUAAUGAUCUAAAUUUGGGCCUGUUGCUCACGCAAAACCGUCAUAUGGCUUCAGGAAGCUUGGAAUAUAGUCGUAUGGUCUACUUCUAUGACGCUUUAUCUUGUUCUUGUGUGUUUUGUAGCUUGACAUGCCCUAGUCACCAUCCACUUAAAUAGAAAAAAAAAAGUUUUACAGGUUUGGAAUAACAUGAGGGUGAGUAAAUGAAAUUUUGGUGUAACUGUCCUAAUGGAACAAUAUAUUGGCUUACAUGUGUUGAAGUUCUAAAAUAGGGCCUUAUGUAAAUCAAUAACCUGGCCCUUGUUUAAGGAUUUGCUUCUCUGGAUCUCAUCCCAGUUUCCCUGAAAAUUAUAAAUGCACAAUGGUGGAGGGAAGUUGAAAGUGUUUUGACUGUCAAAUGACAGUGACAGUCUAAGGCCUGUGCUGAGGCAGGCCGUGCUGCGUCCAUAUCUCUGACCAUGAUUGCAGCAUUUGAGUUUAUUUGCAUUACUGUUCUUUGCUGAGCUGCACCAGGGAAAAGUGCUUUUGCAUUUUCAUUUGCUUUGUUCACAGUCACCGUUUCCAUUCGGACUGGUCUUUGUUACUUCUUUGUGCCGUUUUAAUUCCUGAAUUUAUUGUGCAUGUGCCUUGGCAUAUACAUGCUCUAUGAUUUUUUUUCGCAGCAGUGCACCUUUAUCAUUGUUGUGCUUGAGUCAUAUGUACGAUAAGUUUAUGGUUGUUGUAAACUAGGGUUUCUCAUAUUCUCUGUGGGAUUUUCUCAGACAAUGAGUUGUUAGAUUUCCCUCUUUAUCUUUAUAUAUACACCAAGGCUUUUAUAAGCUCUGGUUUGUACUGUGAGAACGUAUAUAGAAUAACUUUUAUAAUUUACCAUUAUUUCUGUGCUGGUGGACCAAAAAGCUCAAUAACUGAUUGACGUUUGAUUGUGAUAUCUGAAUUAUAAACAAUUUUGUUUAAAAUCUUAGCCGAUUACAAUCAUAUUGGUCAAGAAUAUUUAUACAAACCGCCAUUGUUAAAUUGAUCUAUACUUAGUUGCUGUGUCAGCCAGAGAUCUGCCAUAUAAUAUUCAAAACUCUAAGCAUGGCCGUAUGGUAGGAGUGUCCAAAAAAGUACCCCAACCCCACCCAUUGGUGCCCUACAAUUUUAAAUGAAGUCGCUAGUUCCCAAAGACUGAAGGAGAUAAGCAAGCGAGCAGAGAACCAGUACACUCUCAUUCUCAAGCUGCCCCCCAUGAUCUGUGCAGUGGUGUGAAUCUACUCACCUGAUAAAACAAGAUACUCAGUACAUCACUUGCAGAUGGAGAACUCAUCUGAGCAGUCUCGUUGGGUGUCCCCCGGCCUGACCAGUCCUGACCUAUUAGCAAACUACACCACAGAACCUGGUUUAAUGCCUCCCGGUGAAGAUGAUGAGCCCUUCUACUCCAGCUCUGAGGCUGACUUACUCCCGUCUUAUUAUUCCAGUAGUGCCCAGAGCCGAGCCUCGUCAUCUUACAGACACAGUCCAGUUCGCCAAGUCUACUCCUCUCCGUCUAUUCUGGGAAACAUCCAGUGGCUGGACAACUCUGCAGGUCACUCUCUAAACUCUUCCUACAACCCCACUUCCACUGUCUGGGCAAGCAGCCCAUUCACAAAGACACCUCUCCACCCUCACACCUCCACGUCCAUCUACCCGAACAGUGCGACCCCGUCUUUCACAUCCCCCAAAGAGGGAUUCCCUUCCCCGAGUCGUGAUGGGAAGGAAAGUCCCAGGCUCCAGGAAGUCCUGAAAGCCGAGCGCCUGAGUCCCAUGGGUGGAGGGGGAAGCAGCUUUCUCAAUCUGAGUUCAGCUGCUGGAGGUGUGUAUGGUCCUUCCCCACACAUGCUGAGUCCAUACGGAUCGUACAUGACCACGUCACAGGACUAUAGUUCAGCGGCACUCUAUUCCAGCUCUGGACCCUGGAUGAGCCCUUCGUCAUACUCACCCAAACUUCGCAACAAGAUGAGACUUUCGCCACCAGAGGCUCGUGAAUGUGUAAACUGUGGUGCCACUGCCACCCCUCUAUGGCGUCGAGAUGGGACAGGCCACUACCUCUGUAAUGCUUGUGGACUGUACCAUAAGAUGAAUGGCCAGAACAGACCCCUCAUCAGACCAAAAAAGAGGCUGAUUGUCAGCAAACGCGCUGGAACGCAGUGCGCCAACUGCCACACAAGCACUACAACACUAUGGAGACGCAAUGCCAGUGGCGAGCCUGUGUGCAACGCCUGCGGCCUCUAUUUUAAACUGCACAACGUCAACAGGCCCUUAACUAUGAAGAAGGAUGGCAUACAGACACGGAAUCGCAAGGUGUCUAACAGAAACAAGAAGGGCAAAAAGAGUGCAGCGUCAGAGGUUUACCCCGACAUGUCUCACCUCGCACCUCCCGACGAGCACGUAGGACCCUAUUCUCUGAACCCGGGAUCUCUUCUGUCUUAUAGCCACACCCCUCAUCUACUGCCACCUUCCACCUUGCACUCCUCUCCCACUAUGCCCUACAGCCACCACCCAAACUCUGGUAUGGUGCCCACACUUGUGUGAAGGAAAUGUCUACUGGACCGUGAGGCAUGAAUGCAUCACAUCACAUUUGUAAAUAAUAAGAAAAUGUGUAAAAGCAACUCCAUAACAGUGGCAGUCAUGUCAGUGAUUUUGAACCAGUUAUGUAGUUUGAAUAUUGGAACAGUAAAACUUGGUAGCUGAAACUGUCACCUAUAUCAUGACAAAUGUAAAUAAUUAUGAUUUUAGGCCUGCUAUAAUCAUGCUAUUAUGACUUCUUUUGAGACAUUUAAUAAAUGUCUUGUAAAUGUUUUAAGGUAUAACAAGAUUUUUGUCUUAUUUCCACCUUAUUUUUAACGUAAGAGUGGACACGGCCAUUUGCAUCUUGAAUGUACACGUGGCUUCCAGUGUCAACCGCUUCGAGCUAUUUUAGCUGUACAAAAAGUGUGCUAUGCUGCCUGAAAUCACAAACUGGUCUUUGUUAUCAUAUGAUUCCAUUCAUUACUGUCAUCAUAAACACUCUGGUUUGUAGCACAAA